AUGCCUCCUACAGACAUGGAUUCCGAUCUCAGAAGAUCAUCGACUAACCCUAGCAGUCUGGGUAUGAGUGAAUACGCAUUUGCUGAUAUCAACAAUUUGGAGCACUGCGCCAAGUAUUUGAACCAAACCCUAGUCACCUUUGGUUUCCCGGCUUCUCUCGAUCUAUUCGCCAAUGAUCCCGUUUCAAUUGCGAGGACUUGCAAUUGUGUAUACGCGUUGUUGCAGCAGAGACAAAGAGAUAUCGAGUUCAGGGAGUCUGCCAAUGAGCAGAGACAACGACUCUUAUCAGACAUUUCAAGGUUGGAGGCCAAAGUGGAGAGGCUGGAAGCUCAGUUAUCGACCAAAGAACGAGAGAUAGCGACAAUGACUAGAACAGAAGCUAAAGCUACUGCAGCUUUGAAGGCCCAACUAGAUAAGUUGCAGCAGGAGCGAGAUGAAUUUCAAAGGAUGGUUUUGGGUAAUCAGCAAGUGAGAACUCAACAGAUACAUGAGAUGAAGAAAAAAGAAAAAGAGUACAUAAAGUUGCAGGAGAAGCUAAAUCAAGUAAUGAUGGAAAAAAAGAAGGAAUCUAGAUCGGGCAUGGAAAUUAUGAAUCUUCUGCAGAAAGAAGGGCGGCAGCGUGGGACAUGGAAUGGGAAGAAGGCUGACAAUGACUUCUAUAAAAAGAUUGUGGAUGCUUAUGAAGUGAAAAACCAAGAACUGGUGGCUGAGAAUGCCGAUUUAAGGGCAUUGCUACGUUCGAUGCAGGUGGAUAUGCGUGAAUUCUUGAAUGCUCCAAAUGGAUCGUCCAAGCAAUCUCGUCCUGUCAAUGAGAGGCCCGAUGCAGACCCUUCUCAGUCCCCAUUGGGCGGAAGGACGGAUAUGUUUGAUCUGCCUCUCCACAUGGCUAGAGAUCAAAUUGAAGAGAGUCUACGAACAAAGAUGGCUUCUAUUAAGGAGCGCAUGGUUGAGCUUCAAGAUGCACAAAAAGGUGCAGAAGUUACUUCGGAGGUGACGGAGAGAGAACUUGAGCUAGAGGCUCAGCUUGUUGAGGCAAGAAGCAUUAUCCAAGAGCAGGCAUCUAUUAUGUCUAAACAUCUCGAGAAGUCUGAAAGGCCAAGUAGGAGGUUGAGUGGCCAUCUGAGUUCUGAUUGA
This is a messenger RNA of Fraxinus pennsylvanica, 1134 nucleotides long. NCBI's taxonomy places the organism in Eukaryota, Viridiplantae, Streptophyta, Magnoliopsida, Lamiales, Oleaceae. The record is from the annotation of a GenBank genome assembly.